AUGGGUAGCAUUUCAUGGGUAGCUUUUAAUGGGGGGCAAAGAUCUGCAAAUCGCACUGGACCAGAACAGAACUUUGACGUGUCCGGAGCAACAAGUCGCAUUUUGAAAAACGUUCAGUGGCGAGAAGACAACGAUAUUGACCACAUUUUACAAGAAGACUGGUCCGAUUUUGACCGUGAAUAUCGGGUUUUUGUUGAAGGCUGUGAUAAAUCGGGGCGACCCGUGUUCUCAAUUCUUGUCGGCGACUGGGAUAUCCGACGAGCCGUCGUGGCCGGUCAGUCGGAUCGUCUCAAGAGAUAUUUCAACAAACUGUUCGAAGAGGCGUCCACUUUGACGAGAAAGUUUCAAGAAAAUGGGCAAAAUGCGACGCAAGGAAUGAUCAUUUUCGACAUGGGAAAUUUCAAUUUAAUUCAACAGGGAUGUCUACGAUGUAUAUCGAUAUUUUUCUACAUUUUGGACGUUUAUGGACAACACUACCCAUAUUUUGCACAUCGGCUUGUCUAUGUAAAAACUCCAGAAGUUGCACUCCCAAUUUCUAACAUCCUUAAAGGUAUCUUGUCCAAACAUGUUACCGAAGUGUUGCGCGGAUUUCAGAGGGCUGAACACGUCUAUGUAUACUUGUGCGAAUAUAGAUCUCCUCCGUGA
Folsomia candida is the source of this 645-nucleotide messenger RNA. Its product is annotated as patellin-2. The record is from RefSeq and is a predicted model, not a curated record. The coding region runs from base 1 to 645 and encodes 214 amino acids. The transcript is spliced from 5 exons. Lineage: Eukaryota; Metazoa; Arthropoda; Collembola; Entomobryomorpha; Isotomidae. Gene Ontology annotation, cellular component: cytoplasm.